Messenger RNA from Dipodomys ordii (Ord's kangaroo rat), 1265 nucleotides. RefSeq names its product extensin-like. The record is from RefSeq and is a predicted model, not a curated record. NCBI's taxonomy places the organism in Eukaryota, Metazoa, Chordata, Mammalia, Rodentia, Heteromyidae. The transcript has a single exon. The annotation marks the transcript as partial.
CGCCCCACGCCACACCCCACGCCACGCUCCACGGCACACCCCACGCCACGCUGCACGCCGCGUCCCGCGCUGUGCCCCACACCGCGUCCUGUGCUGCGCCACACACCGCGUCCCACACCGGCCUCCCACGCCGCACCCCACACCACCUCCCACUCUGUGUCCCACGCCGGCCUCCCGUGCCGCGUCCCGCGCCCCACCCCACGCCACGCUCCACGCCACACCACACGCCACGCUCCACGCCACACCCCACGCCACGAUACACGCCGCGUCCCGCGCCGCACCCCACGCCGCGUCCCACACCGGCCUCCCACGCCGCGUCCCGCGCCCCACCCCACGCCGCGCCCCACGCCACACCCCACGCCACGCUCCACGCCGCGUCCCGCGCUGUGCCCCACGCCGCACCCCACGCCGCGUCCCACACCGGCCUCCCACGCCGCGUCCCGCACCGCACCCCACGCCGCACCCCAUGCCGCGUCCCACGCCGCGUCCCGCGCCGCACCCCACGCUGUGUCCAACGCCACGUCCCAUGCUGCGUCCCGCGCUGCGCCCCACACCAUGUCCCAUACCGCGUCCCACGCCGCACCCCACACCACGUCCCACGCCCUGUCCCGCGCUGCGCACCACGCCGUGUCCCACACCGGCCUCCCACGCCGCGUCCCGUGCUGCGCCCCACGCCGUGUCUCACACCGGCCUCCCACGCCGCACCCCACACCAUGUCCCACACUGCGUCCCGCGCUGCGCCCCAUGCCGUGUCCCACGCCGCGUCCCACGCCGCGUCCCGCGCUGCGCCCCAUGCUGUGUCCCACGCCGCGUCCCACGCCCCGUCCCGCGCUGCGCCCCACGCCGUGUCCCACACCGGCCUCCCACACCGCACCCCACACCACGUCCCACGCCCCGUCCCGCACUGCGCCCCACGCCGUGUCCCACACCGGCCUCCCACGCCGCGCCCCACACCGCAUCCCACGCCCCGUCCCGUGCUGUGCCCCACGCCGUGUCUCACACCGGCCUCCCACACCGCACCCCACACCACGUCCCACGCCCCGUCCCGCACUGCGCCCCACGCCGUGUCCCACACCGGCCUCCCACGCCGCACCCCACACCGCGUCCCACGCUGCAUCCCGUGCCGGCCUCCCCGCUUCUCAGGCAGCCGGCAGCGACCAUCUGACACAGCCGUCGCCCCUGCCCGGCCGGGCUCAGAGCAGCGUGGAUCCCAACACCGGCCGCAGCCUGCGUCCUCGGUUGCCAUAGCGACAGCGUUGCUUUGA